Molecule: messenger RNA, 8114 nt
Organism: Nycticebus coucang (slow loris)
Lineage: Eukaryota; Metazoa; Chordata; Mammalia; Primates; Lorisidae
Gene: PLCXD3
Product: phosphatidylinositol specific phospholipase C X domain containing 3
Exons: 3
Coding region: 161-1126 (321 amino acids)
Biological process (GO): lipid metabolic process
Cellular component (GO): synapse
Molecular function (GO): phosphoric diester hydrolase activity
Source: RefSeq, a predicted model, not a curated record
AAUAAUUAUUAAAAUUAGCAUGUGUCUGCGCCAUCCUGUGGGUGUGGCGCAGAGCGGAGUGUAAACUCUAGCGGGGCUGGAGCAAACAUUGGAUUAGCGGCCGCAGCCUGCCAGCCUGCCCAAGGAGUGCGGGGACCAGCGCUGCACGCCGACCCGCACGAUGGCCUCGUCUCAGGGGAAAAACGAACUGAGAUUCGCCGACUGGAUGGCAACUCUGCCGGAGAGCAUCCACAGCAUCCCCCUCACCAAUUUAGCCAUCCCAGGGUCUCAUGACUCCUUCAGUUUCUACAUUGAUGAAGCCUCUCCAGUUGGUCCCGAACAGCCAGAAACUGUCCAGAAUUUUGUCUCUGUGUUUGGAACUGUAGCCAAAAAGCUCAUGAGGAAAUGGUUAGCUACUCAAACAAUGAACUUUACUGGUCAGCUGGGAGCUGGAAUCCGUUAUUUUGAUCUUCGAAUUUCCACCAAGCCCAGAGACCCCGACAACGAACUCUACUUUGCUCAUGGUUUGUUCAGUGCCAAAGUCAAUGAGGGCCUUGAGGAGAUCAAUGCUUUCCUCACAGAUCACCAUAAGGAGGUCAUAUUCUUGGACUUCAACCAUUUUUAUGGGAUGCAGAAAUAUCACCAUGAAAAACUGGUCCAGAUGCUGAAAGACAUCUAUGGAAACAAAAUGUGCCCAGCAAUCUUCGCCCAGGAAGUUAGUUUAAAGUACUUGUGGGAGAAGGACUACCAAGUCCUGGUGUUCUACCACAGCCCAGUGGCUCUGGAAGUGCCCUUCCUCUGGCCUGGGCAGAUGAUGCCAGCGCCCUGGGCCAACACCACAGACCCUGAGAAACUGAUCCAGUUUCUUCAGGCAUCGAUCACUGAGAGAAGAAAGAAGGGCUCGUUUUUCAUAUCACAGGUGGUGCUGACUCCCAAAGCCAGUACUGUGGUCAAAGGGGUGGCAAGUGGCCUCAGAGAAACUAUCACUGAAAGAGCUCUUCCUGCCAUGAUGCAGUGGGUCCGCACACAGAAGCCGGGAGAAAGUGGCAUCAAUAUUGUCACUGCCGAUUUUGUAGAACUUGGCGACUUUAUCAGCACUGUCAUAAAGCUCAAUUAUGUCUUUGAUGAAGGAGAAGCCAACACUUGAUAGCACUAUUUGGAACGUCCAUGAAUAUGAUAGAGGAGAUUCAUUGUAUUAGGCAUAUGUCUGUAAACACUCUGAUCUUGCUAUUCCACUGAGUCUUGGAAGAGAUCAGGGCUGGUAGUGGGUGGGAAAAGGGGGAAACCAUUUUUUCAGUAAUUGUAAUCAUAGUCUGUAUUACUAUAAAUAUUUCAUUUCCCAUUUGAUGAGCAAAAUCUACUUCUAGUGAUAGGGAUAAAAAAGAUAAGUGAAUUUUAUUUUUCAGAAUUAGUGUUCGUAUUGUAUGGAGUAUUUAUUUGAUUGUGUUCUCGAAUUUCAACCUAGGGCUUCUACACUGUCUGUGACCUCUAACCUUUCCACUCCCUUGCUCGCUCGCUCUUUUGCUCAAACACUGUAUGGGAUUCAAAACAAUUUGAUGCCUGACUUUAUGUGUAUUAAAUUGUCGUAUUGAAAUUUCUUUGUUUUGUGGGACUUGAUAUAAUAUUCUGUAGUCAUCUGCAAUUGGGUAAUCAGAGCUUAACUUUUGGUCAUAGAAAACCUGCCUCAAAUCAAUUUUCCUGCAUCAGUAAUAUUGGAGGCCAUAAUCAGUGAUUUUUGUGUUACAUGAAAAUAAUAGUGUUUCAUAGUAUUUCUAUUUAAGGCAGCUAGAGAGUAAACACUUUUUUGAAAUAACUAUGAAUGCCAACUUCAUAGUGAAUAAUGGUUGGAGAUGAGGGAUAUGGAUUGCAUUUUAAUUCAGUGAUCUCUUAGUAUUGACCUGCAAGUGUCCUGUAAAUUAUAAGGUACAACAAGUGUUUUAAAAUCCAAAACCUUGAAAAGCACUCUUACAAAAUCCCUCUUAACAUUCUCUUGAUAAAAAAAUAAAGAAAGGAAAGGGAAAAAAGAAACAACUGAAAAGCUGCACAAGCUUUCCUACCAAGCUGACAUAUUUUCAAAUAUGUAAUUCUAAAUCUCAGAUUGUGAGGAACAUUUCUCAAGAAGCUUAAGUUCAGUUUUUCAACUUGAAGAGAGGAAAGGAGAUGGGUGACAGAAAGAGUUAGAGCAAUGAUUUGAAAACUAUGUUUAUGAAAUCACAAGAUUCACGAAAUACCUUUAGGAAAUUCUUGAAAUACCUGUGGUCUGGGAAGAUUUGUUUAAAAUUGGCACCGAAUCAUCACUUCUGGGUCUCAUCCUACCUCAGGGAUGAGAUUGAGGCAGUGGCAAAAGUUUCACACUAAGUUUCUAACAUUUGAUAGUUCAGGUCUACACAGAAGAGCAACAAUAACACAGCUUUAAGUGCUGCUUCCUCUUUGGUGUCUUUGUGAUAUUUGAAAAUUCUAAAAAAAAUCCUAAGGAGAGCACAAUAAUCUUUACCUGUGUGUCUCACAGGAAUACUGUGAGGCAUUUAUGAAAAACUGUAAAAUUUGCUGAAAUUCUUAGAAUUAUGAAUGAUUUUAUUUAUUUUCAUAUUUAGAAAUAAUCACACUUGAAUAGUUUCCGGGGACAAUAGAGUCCAUGCAAAGUAGCAUUACAGAGAAAUAAAAGCACUCCCUCAGCUUUUAAUUAAUUUAAACGCAGCACAUAUGGUUAAUCUUUUAAACCUAGAUAAGGGAGCUGAUUUCAAAAUUAUCUAUAUCAAGAUUAUAAAUAAUCAAGAGUUGACUUCAAGAUUAUAAAUACUUAUCAGAAAAUAAUACUUUAUUAGCAACUGCAGGAAGAGAAUAGAACUUUUUAUGCUGAAAAGAAUGUUCAUGAGGUGUGUGUGGGUAGCUGUGAUAGACCAAAUAUCAUGUCCAUACAUACAACAGAUGUUUUAAAUAUUCCAGUUGUGUGUAUACAUCUUGCAUGAUAUACCAUGAUAUACCAUCCAUGAUAUACCAUCAUAUACCCACUUCCCUGCAGGCAGACAAAGAUAAAUAUACACAAACACACAGAGAUAAGGACGGAUACAAAAUAAUUCUUUUCAAGUGAAAACAUUGAUAAUAUUAAAUAAUUUAUUUUUAAGACUGAAACUCUUAAUAACAGGUGGGAAAGAGUAAGAACUUUGAAAGUGGAGUUGCUGAUUAUAUUAAAAUAAUUUUGCAAAAGAAAAUCUGGCUUUGAAAUGUAAUGGUUUAUAAAAUAUAGUUAUUUUCAUCUUCCAUUUUCUCUCUUCUUGUAGUUUUACCAUCUUUUCAUGGGGCACUGAAUAUGAAUCAUUUAUUUUUUUUAUUUUUAUUUCUUUUGCAGUUUUUGGCCGGGGCUGGGUUUGAACCUGCCACCUCUGGCAUAUGGGGCCGGCGCCCUACUCCUUUGAGCCACAGGCAUUGCCCUGAAUAUGAAUCAUUUUUAAAGGAUUCUGGAUUGUUGAAAUUUGUGUCCUCUAAAUUUUCUUUGAAGGCAGACCUUGUCUCUCACUAGCUAUCCAUUUCUCAUCCUUCAGGAGGGUCUUUAGCCAAGCACACUCGCAAUGGCACAAGGACUUAUAUAAAUAUGAUAGAAGACAGAUUUUUUCAACAUAUUAAUGAAAAAAUAUAAUAUGGCGUAACUAUGUUGUAUUUGCUUGAACUUAGAUGCCUUCUUGUAAUGUUUUCUUAGAAUUAACUGUCAUAUUUGUCAUCUGGGUGCUGGAAAAAACAAAGCGGCUGAGGCUUUGGAAUAAUUGUUCAGUUUCUUAACAGAGGAAAGUAUUUUAUUGCUGUUAAUGAUAUGCACCCAUCAACCUUGUUGGACAAAAGGUACUUUUCUCUCAAUGCUGUGUUUUCCAUGUGGGCAUACAGUGCCUAUGUACCAGGCGCUGACAGUAAAUGGAUUUGCCUUAAUUUCUAAAGGGGGGGAAGAGGUAGGAGUGAGCUAUGGGUCUUCCCGCGAGACUGCUAGAAGGAGAGCUCACCAGCAGGGGAAAGGAGAGAAGGUGCCUUUGGCUGUCCAGAGCACACUUAGGGAGCAGGCUCUGAGCCUUCACGGAGCGAGAAAUGGUGCCCUGCCAUGGAAACUCACCCUCAGCCCAUUCCUUUGUCUUAGCUGGGCAUUGUCUUUGCAGAGCUGGGAGCACAAGGGCUACAGAUAGGCCCCGAGAUGGCAGGAAAUACAUCUUGGUGCACUUUUUCUUUUGCUUGUUUCUUACAACUUAUUUCACAGGUCCCACAAGGCAAAAAAAAAAAAAAAAAAAAAAGGAAAGAAAGAAAACCAAAAAUCAAACCAAAACAAAUUUAAAAACAAACAAAACCCAGAAAUAUGUAGUAAAAUUCAACCUUUACUCAAUCUACAACAGGAAAUCGACAGAGUGGGUGGGAUGAGGGGAAAUAUGCAAAGAGCAUCAUUUUUAAGUUUGUUUUCCUGUCUGUAAUUUGAAGGAGCAAUAUGGUAAAUACAUCUCCCUUCAUCAUCGUUUAUGUCUCCCUUAUUACUACACAAUCCUGUGAAUGCAGAGAGUGAGGGGGCAUCUUUCAUAAGCCUCAGGAUAUUCUAUAUGGUGACCUCAAUAUUCACUUUCAGCCAUACUGGGAAAACUCACUUUUCAUGACGCGCCACCUAACAGUGAAUGUAUUAGAGCAUAAAGUGUUUGGCAUGGAAGCACCUGUGUAUAGACACACGCACACACGCACCCCCCGUGUACAUUACAGAAGUCGAAACUGCACUCUAAAGAUCUGAAUCUUUUGCCAUUUUAAUUCUUAAAAUCAAUAUCACCUAUGUUAGUAGCCAUAAACAUCAUUUAAAUAUUUGAAUACUUAAGAAGAGAAAAAUCACUAGAAAAAUGCUGAAAAAUGAGACUAUCAGAGACAAGAUGCCUGGCAGUAACAUUAUACCCCAAGUUGGAGAAGCUAAGCUGGAAUUCAAUAGAAACUACAAACACGCACACACCUCUUCGCUUAAAGUUGUUUUAAGUUCCUUUGAGGUUCUCACAUGUAUUUAGCCAGAGUUACCUGUUCAGGUUCUUUCCUGUACAGAUUCCAUACUAGAAAGCUGGAAGUCUCAGGAAAUGCGUGUUUCCACGAGUUUCUCGGUUCUGCAGUUAUCCACUAACACAAUCUUCUAAAUUUUGACGGCUCUGCCGAACAGGAGCUCCACAGGCAGGCUGCUCACAUUUUGAAUUGCUAAAUGAAAAAUAAUGCACAGUGUCCCUCAGGAUAUGCUAAAACAAGGUUUUUAAAAGCAUUGUAUUUAACAGCACUUUAGUCUUUUCAACUAGAUUUCAGUGGUAUCAUGGUGUAAAUGCUAUAUUUGCCAUAACAUAUUGGUGGCUCCUGUGUUACAUAGAGUUUUAAAGCUCUAAAUUGUUUUCCCAAUGACAACAACAAAAUGUUCUGUAGAAUUUGUAAAACAUGUUGAUUGAAUCUGUUUAAAAUUGUGUAAUUUUUAUUUCACUGUGGUUCUAUUUUGAAGAUAGUUCUAAAUGUGUAUUUGUAUGAGUCGAAAAUGUAUGGUUUUAUGUGGUGUGUGAGUGUGAGUAUAUUGUAUCUUAUCAAAAAUCAGACUUAUCCUAAAAAAAGGGCACAUUUUGACUAGCCUUAAUUGGUUGCCAUUUUUUGUUGUUAUUUUUGCAAUUUGGAUUUAAACAGACAUUAUAUUUCUGUUAAUAAUUCUUCUUUAAUUUUAUGAGGAAUGUGCUUCAGAACUGAUAUAAGUUCCACAAGCAAAUUGUCCAGCUUGUGGCUUUUCAAAAUGAUCAAACAUCAACUAACUUUUGACUUCAUCAUCAUAUAAAUAGUUUUACAUUCACCUCUAUCAGCAAGGGAACCAGUAUACCUGUAACGCUGUUUCUCCCAAGAUGAAACCCAUUUUGCUUUAAUGACAAGUUCUCCAUGAAAUUUUUUUCUACAACCAUUACUUUUAAAAAAUUGAAUCUUCUUGGUUAUGAUGAAUUGCCUUGGCACUAUGAGAGCCACUAAUGGCUCAUUAAUAUUAGGUGGUUCCAACAUGGUUUCUUUCUCAAAGAACAGCAUGCAACCCUCUUACACUUUUUCUCUCUGCCCUGUAUGUGGAGGGCAUGUAACCCUCUUUCACUUUUUCUACCUGCCCUAUUUGAAGAUCUACAUGUGUUCAUCCUAGGAGCAAAAAGUCUGUAACCUUUGGAGCCGGGCGUGGUGGCUCACACCUAUAAUCCCAGCACUUGGGAAGUUCACGCCUAUAAUCCCAGCACUUGGGAGGCCGAGGUGGAUGGAUUGCCUGAGCUCACAGGUUGGAGACCAGCCUGAGUCAGAGCAAGACCGCGUCUCUAAAAAUAGCCAAGCAUUGUGGUGGGCACCUGUAGUCCUAGCUACUUGGGAGGCUGAGGCAAGAGAAUCACUUAAGCCCAGGAGUUUGAGGUUGCUGCGAGCUGUUAUGCCAUAGCACUCUACCAAGGAGCAACAAAGUGAGACUCUUGUCUCCAAAAAACCUCUGUAACAUUUGGGCUUGGGAUGUGGAUAUAGGAUAUUACUAAUCUUUUCAUUUUCUUCUUUUCUUUAUCCUCAAUUAUUUCUUUUCAGUAUUUAGUGCUGCUGGAUAAACUAUAGGACACCCAGUGAAUUCAAAUUUCAAAUAAACAAUGAAUUUUUCUAGUGUUAGUAUUGCCCAUAUAUUUCAGCAGAUAUACUAAAAAAAAGGUUGCUUUUCUAAAAUUCGAGUUUAACUGAUUACCUCUUGUAUUAUUUCCCCUAAAUUUGGCCACCCUAAUCGCACUGCCUUUCUAUCUUUUUUAGUCGGGCUACCUAUAAGGGGUGAGUUCUACCUCCCUCCAUACUCCUAUAGUAAGAUACCUCAUGACAAUAUUAUCCUUCAUGAAGGAAAAUAUUGGGCCAUGACAGGUCCCAAAACUGGUUAAUAAAGGACCAACUCAAACACAGAUGGAAUAAUCAAUCAAGUAUCUUUAUAGCAUUAGUACCAUACAUACAAAAUUUAUCUUAACUUGCCUAUCAUAAGGCCCAGGGUCUUCUCAUUAAUCACUUAAAUAACCCCUCAAUUUGGGUUGUAAUUGGAACAACCCAAAACAUACCACAUAUUUAAAAUUCUCCUAGAAAGUGGUAGUACCUACCAAUUUAGUUCUAGCAUUUUGUUUAAAAUUCAAUUCACUUUCCUUUCAAAGAGGUAAUAAACAAAUCCAUUAUUCCCUCCAGUAAAACGCUACCACAAAUUAUUUUUAUCAGAUUAGAACUGGUAAUGUAUGGAAUUGUAGAAAAUUUAACAUAGAAAGGAACUCUGUUCACUGUGGGAAGAAGAAAUAAGAAGAGACUGAGUGAGGUAUAGACAGAGGUUUGUCAGUGUCCCUUCAGAAUACUGAGGGAGGGAGCUGGGCCAGAGAUGGGGAACAGAAUGUGACCCCAACACCCACCGCCUGACAGAGAUUUGAUGAAGCAAACUAUAAUGACCACCACUUUUUUUUUUUUUUUGCAGUUUUUUUGGCGGGGGCUGGGUUUGAACCCACCACCUUCGGCUUAUGGGCCCAGCACCCUACCCCUUUGAGCCACAGGUGCCGCCCAUGACCACCAUGUUUUUAGGAAUUGAAACCCAAGAAACCCCAGAAUAUGAACAGUGAAAUAGAAGGCUAGUUUCUAGAAGAGUCUGCAGAGAAAGAACCAUGUUGGAGUUCCUAAAAUCAAGCUUUCAAAUACUAUUGUUUCCAAUGGUGAAUUCUUCACAGCGAAUUCUUGGGUCUGAAUGUCCAUUUAGUUUUGAAACAUUUUUUGUAGCUACCUCCUUUCUUGAAAUUCCUAUAAACACUAUAGGAAAACCCAAAUCCCUGAUUAUAAAAUAUUUCUAUCUCAUAACUUAUGUUUGCACAAAUUUGUGUUAAUUUGCUUUAGUUCUAAAGGAUGGAAAUUUGCAGAUCUGGUGACAUUUCCUUCAUUAGACAUCAGAAAUUCACCACAGAGAGACAGAUCUGUGCCUUCUCUUUUUAGGAUUUGGUCUUUGAUACUUUAAUAAAUGUGGUGUAAUGAAAUCUAUGCCCAAAGUCUGUACAGCAAAUGUGAAUUUUUUUGAUAAGAUUGUGUUCUAAAUGUAAAAACAAUUUCUUUGUAUUCAGUGAAAUGCCUAAUAAAGUCCUGGUACCAAU